Abrus precatorius (Indian licorice) is the source of this 972-nucleotide messenger RNA. RefSeq names its product short-chain dehydrogenase TIC 32, chloroplastic-like. The record is from RefSeq and is a predicted model, not a curated record. Lineage: Eukaryota; Viridiplantae; Streptophyta; Magnoliopsida; Fabales; Fabaceae. The transcript is spliced from 8 exons. Bases 1 to 972 code for a protein of 323 amino acids.
AUGGUGGGUGUUAUUUCGUUGGUAACAGGGAUGCCAGGUCGAAGCGGGUUUGGAUCAGCUUCAACUGCAGAACAGGUUACUGAAGGAAUCGAUGCAAGCAACCUCACUGCAAUCAUCACAGGAGGAGCAAGUGGUAUAGGCUUGGAAACAGCACGAGUCUUGGCUCUUCGAAAGGUGCAUGUCAUCAUUGCAGUGCGAAACAUGGUUUCAGCAAAGAAAGCUAAACAAUAUAUACUAGAGGAGAACCAAUCUGCACGUGUGGACGUAAUGAAGCUCGACCUAUGUUCAGUGAAUUCUGUCAGAUCUUUUGUGGACAAAUUCAUCGCUCUUGAUCUUCCUCUGAACAUCUUAAUAAACAAUGCUGGAAUCAUGUUCUGCCCCUUCAAGCUCUCAGAGGAUGGGAUUGAAAUGCAGUUUGCAACAAACCAUCUAGGGCAUUUCCUCUUGACAAACCUUCUUCUUGACAAAAUGAAACAAACUGCAAAAGCCACUGGAAUAGAGGGAAGGAUCGUAAAUCUGUCAUCAAUUGCCCAUAACUACACUUACAGAAAGGGGAUAAGAUUUGAUAAGAUCAACAAACGAAAAGGCUAUGGUAACAAGAAGGCGUAUGGGCAGUCCAAGUUAGCUAAUAUAUUACAUGCAAAUGAGCUUUCUCGUCGCCUGCAGGAAGAGGGUGUGAACAUCACAGCCAACUCAGUCCAUCCAGGAGUGAUAAUGACUCCUCUUAUGAGAUACUCCUCUAAUCUCAUGCAUUUACUGAAAAUCUUCACCUUCUACAUAUGGAAGAACGUUCCACAGGGAGCAGCCACUACAUGCUAUGUUGCUCUCCACCCAAGCGUGAAAGGUGUAACUGGGAAGUACUUUGUGGAUUGCAAUGAAUUUAAACCAAGUGUUUUUGCCUCAAACAAACAACUAGGAAAGAAACUCUGGGAUUUUAGCAAGCAGUUGAUCAAUUCAAUUUCAAAAGCUUGA